Poecile atricapillus (Black-capped chickadee) is the source of this 1486-nucleotide messenger RNA. RefSeq names its product cell death inducing DFFA like effector a (gene CIDEA). Gene Ontology annotation, cellular component: lipid droplet. Gene Ontology annotation, biological process: lipid storage; regulation of apoptotic process; apoptotic process. The transcript has 5 exons. Lineage: Eukaryota; Metazoa; Chordata; Aves; Passeriformes; Paridae. Bases 117 to 773 code for a protein of 218 amino acids. The record is from RefSeq and is a predicted model, not a curated record.
GCUCGGCUCCCGGUGUCACCGCGGGGAAGGCGGCCAGGGAGGGGCCGGGGCUGGAGGAGGAGCCCCGCCCGCUGCUCUUAAGCGCCGUGACCGGCGCUGCCCCGGCCGGCCGGGCCAUGGAGGUGGCGCGGGAUUGCGUGGGAUCGCUGCUGCGAUCUUUCCUAUCCAUGGGAGCAUCUGUAGGAGCAGUAACAAAACAGACCCUGUUCCCUCCUCUCAUGCCUGCAGGGCGCCCUUUCCGUGUGUCCAAUGCUUCCCGAAGCAGCCGGAAAGGAAUUGUUGCAAGCAGCCUGCAAGAGCUCCUCAGCAAGACUUUAGAUGCCUUUGUUAUAACUGCUGGAAUAGUAACUCUGGUUUUGGAGGAGGAUGGCACAGUUGUGGACACAGAAGAGUUCUUCAAGUCCCUGGAUGAUAACACACACUUCAUGGUUCUAGAAAAUGGACAGAAAUGGACACCAACAAAAAAUGGAGUUGUCGCUGUGAGAAAAAAGAAGAAAAUGGGAGUAGCUAACAUCACAUUUGACCUGUACAAACUGAACCCUAAGGAUUUUAUUGGCUGCUUAAACAUCAAGGCAACCUUCUAUGAGAUCUACUCUAUCUCAUAUGACAUCAAAUGCAUGGGAGCAAAAAGUGUAUUGCGGAAAGUGCUUCAGCUAAUAUCCCAUGCAGCACAAAUAACUGGACAAUUUCUUCUCUAUACUGGAACGUACAUGUUGCAGUUGAUGGGUGAAUAUGAUGAAGAUGACAUGUGCACAAGAUCCAGGCGGGAGUAGUGACCACAGCUGCACUUCUGAUGUCGAAUCCUUUUGCUUAAAGACAUUCUCUUGCUCAGUUCUGAUUGGAAUGAUGUUGCAGCAGGGGGGAUGUGCACUAAUGUGAACUAACAAUUUUCCUGUUUGGGAGUGCUUGUAGGCCUUAGGCAUGAAGUGCUGGAUGUUCACAGGCUCUUAACACCACAAAAAGAUGGAUGCCUAAUGUCUGAGAAUCUGGCAAAAGGAGAGGGGUUUUGCCCCAGCAAUUCAAAAUGGUGAAUAAGUAUAUUUGGAAACCUGCAUGUUUUGUAACCAGUGGAAUAUUUUUUACAACAAUCAAGACACUUCUGGGGUUUUUUGGGGGGGGGUAUUUUUGUUGUUGUUUUGGGGUUUCUUUUUGUUUGUUUUUAGUUUGUUUUUCAUGUCUAUCUACUUGCAUUCUGAACAGACUUGUGCUGGAAGGUGAGGGCGAGAGGACUGGGGUGGGGGGAGGCUUGUUUAUUUGUUUUAAUCCUUAACAGUGCUGGCAUUAGUGUGAAGCUGACAUUGAGGUGAAGUCUACCUAUUUACUCCUGCUGACAACGGAACUACAGAGUGUAACUUCAGUCCUACUUCAGUGGCUGUCUCUUCUCAUGAGGUCUAAUUGGAGAUUGUGCAACCACUAAGCAGAAGGUUAAGAUUUAGCCUCACUUCCCUUAAAACAAAUAAAACCUUUUCAUUAUCGUUCUUUAAAA